UUGAUCUCUUCCCUCAUUCUCUGUGACUCUGUCUGUCGAAAAACAAAAAGUAAAACGAGAAAAUAUAAAAAAAAGAGACUGAAGGGGAGAGAAACCGGGUCGCAUGUUUCACCGCCACUCGAUUCACUCGCUUGACCUUCGAUUCGGAAGAUGCCCGUAGACCCAACCAGCUUCAUCUACUUUCACCGUCGUUCUCUCUGUCUCUGUCUCUCUUAGUCCCUCUACUCCCUUCGAACCAAAUGCUCCUUCACUCCUCAAUUUACGAAAUUCGACUACUCUUCGUCGGCCCCAACACUCCUUCUGAAUCAAUUACCAUCUCCCCUGUAUGAUUCCAUGUAAAGCUGUUUGGCUUAGGGUUUUCAGGGACUCUCUCCCAACCGUCUUUUUCAGUUUCUGCUCUUAAUUUUAUUUUAUUUUAUUUUUUUUAUUCUUCCAUGUCUCUGUAACAUAAAGAAGAUAAGGGUUAGGGUUUUGGGUUUCUAUUUUUGUUUUUUUUUUUUCUUCUUUAAAAUAUUGGGUUUGUAUAAGAGAUGUAAAUGGAGAGUUCGCGUAGAUCCAUUGAUAGGUCGAGAGAACCAGGGCUGAAGAAACCUAGGUUGGCUGAAGAGGCCGAGCGGGAUCGGAGUUCAAACAGUGUCGUCGUCGAUCGUGAGCGACCCUUUCCACAAAGAGGAGCCUCUGCCGUUUCCGGCGCCGGAGCAAGGCCGUUGCUCUCGAGGUUUAGAACGAAUGAUAGAGAGAGAGAUGACUCUGUUCGAGGAACUUAUCAGCAUCAGCAACAGCAACAUCAAGAACUUGUUACUCAGUAUAAGACCGCUCUUGCAGAGCUGACCUUCAAUUCGAAACCAAUCAUUACUAAUCUAACUAUCAUUGCCGGGGAGAACCUUCAUGCUGCAAAGGGCAUCGCUGCCACUGUCUAUGCAAAUAUUCUUGAGGUACCUAGUGAGCAGAAGCUGCCAUCUCUCUACCUUUUAGAUAGUAUUGUAAAGAAUAUUGCGAGGGAUUAUAUUAAACACUUUGCUGCCAGACUACCUGAGGUAUUCUGCAAGGCCUAUCGACAGGUGGAUCCCUCAAUUCAUCCUAGUAUGAGGCAUCUUUUUGGCACUUGGAAAGGGGUAUUUCCCCCCACAACCCUUCAAAUGAUUGAGAAAGAGCUAGGAUUCCAACCUUUUAAUGGUUCAUCAUCAGGAGGCACAGCAUCUAGGCCUGUGCCUGAUUCUCAGUCACAACGCCCAUCUCAUAGCAUUCAUGUAAAUCCAAAGUACUUAGAGGCAAGGCAGCGCCUUCAACAGUCAAGUAGGAAUGUUCCGCGUCCUCAAAAAGAAGCAUUAAGCGAGCCAGUUCAUGAGAAAAAUAGUAGUGCAGGAUAUGGGGAUUAUGAAUAUCGCUCUGAUAUUUCAAGACAUUCAGACUUGGUAGUUGGAAGAGCCACUGAGAGGGUUCCUGAGCGAGAAGGACUUGACAAGCCAUGGUAUGGAGCUGGCAGCAAGGCUACAGAUGCAAUUGUUAGCCAAAGGAAUGGAUUUGAAAGCCGACAUGGAUUUCAAAGCUAUCGGGCACCCAGAUCUGCACAGCCUGUUGCUCAGCUGCAUCAAACACAGAGCAUUGCAAAUAGAAGCAGCAGAGGGAUUUCUAGGAAUUGGAAAAACUCUGAAGAAGAGGAGUAUAUGUGGGAUGAUAUGAAUUCCAGAUUGACAGAUCAUGGGGCCCUUGAUAGCUCAAGGGGAGAUGGUUGGACUCCUGAUGAUGCAGAAAAGCAGGAGGUUGAAGAACACCUAUCACAAACUCGAAGUGAACGUGAAAUUGGCUCAAGGAUUAAGAGAGAAACUUCAAUGGAUCCAGCCAUAGCACAGAAAGGACAAGAUAUAACUGGGCAUCGAACAUCCUCAGGGUGGUCAUCACAAAAGCCAUUCCCAGUAGAUGGUUUGAUAAAUAUGGGUAUAGCUUCAUUAAUUUCAGGCAAGUCAGAAGGGCAGUCUACCUCUAUCUGUGGUUUGUCAACAAGCAUGAGUUCAUCUUUUGUGAAAGCAGGACAUGUACUGCCAUUAUCAACCUCUGUUGUUGGAGCCCCAAGCAUUGGAUCUUUGACAACAUCAUCAACCUCCUUUGACACAUCCACUGGAGUUUUGGGGCCACAUCAUCAACCUCCUGGACCUGCUUCUCCAUCUGGACAGUUGUCAAUACACCAAAGUUCUCAUUCACCUUCGUCUUCAGUAGUGCAUCAACAUCAACCAUCACACAGUAUGACUGAUGAGCCUGGUCCAAAAACUUCCCUACCUCCAGGACCAUUGAACCAAAUACCUCAAAUUUCAAGUGGUCAAGAUUCUUUUCCACUCAUGUCAGGUACCUUGCCAUCAAAUCAGUCACAGACCUCUCAAUAUUUACAUACCUCAUCUUCCUCAAUUUCAUUAUCCCAAUUAAGGCAUGUUCCCUUCACUCAGCAGCAGCCUGAGUUAAACCAGUCUCAGCCCUCUGGUCAAACCCAGAAACCACUGCAUCGAGGUUCAAUUUCUGGAACUCCCCAAGCAACAGAGCAUCCUGCUCAAGGCCAUUCAAAUAGUCCUGCUGCAAAUAUCACAGGAGAAACGGAUACAAGUAGUUUGUUGGCCGCAAUUAUGAAGAGUGGACUACUCUCAAAGACUUCAGUAAGUGGUAGCCUUCCCAACUUGAAUUUUCAGGAUUCAGGGGCACUGCCAUCUAAUUUGAACAUUCACCCCCCUUUGCCAAGUGGGCCACCUCCUGUCCAGCUUGCAACAUCCUCUGCAUCUAUGGUUGCAUCAGCUUCUGUAUCAGGCUUGGAUUCUAGUGUUAAUGUGUCAUCUCUAACAGCAAACCCUCAAAGGGCAGCAGUACUACCCCCACUUCCACCUGGCCCUCCACCUUUAUCAUCUCUUGUAGGUAGCACAACAUCGCAGACAUCAAAUAUAGCUAGUGCUGUCCCAAAGCCACUUUCAAAUCUUUUGAGCUCAUUGCUUGCAAAGGGAUUGAUAUCUGCAUCAACAACUGAGUCACCAACUCUGACCACAACUCAGUUGCCAACUCAGCCUCAGAAUCACUGCUUUGGUCCAUCAAGCAGUAGCUCCAUAUUGGUUUCUUCAGGUCCCAUUUCAUCAACCAUUCCUACAACAUCUGGGAAAGAGUUGCAUAGCUUAAAAUCUGAGGUAAAUAGCACGAUUUCCUCAUCCCAAAUCACAACAGAGGCAAAGGACCUUAUAGGCAUUGAGUUUAAGCCUGAAAUUAUUCGAGAACCACAUCAAUCAGUAAUUAACGCCCUCUUUGAUGACACUCUUCAUCAUUGCAAUGUAUGUGGCCUUCGGCUUAAACUAAAAGAACGACUUGAUAGACACAUGGAGUGGCAUGCUUCAAAGCAACCUGAAUCAAUCCAUCACAGGGCUUCAAGGAGAUGGUACACAAGUUUGAAUGACUGGGUUUCUGAGAAUGGGGGACUGCCAUCUGGAUCCAUGGGCAUUGCUUCCAUGCAAGUGCUGGUGAAGGAACUGGAGAAGGGUGAAUUGAUGAUCCCUGCUGAUGAAAGCCAGUGCAUAUGUGCAUUAUGUGGGGAGCUGUUUGAAGAUUUUUACAGUCAUGAAAGAGAUGAAUGGAUGUUUAAGGGAGCAGUUUAUAUGACCAUUCCAGUUGGAGAAGGCAACAUAGGGACUACUGAUAAGAGUGCUGCCCAAGGUCCUAUUGUGCAUUCGAACUGUAUUUCACAAAGUUCAGUUUAUGACUUGGGACUGAUGGAACAUAUUAAAACGGAGACAUGAUGCUCUAGGGUGAAGAAUGCGUGCCCUUCCUUGUAAUAUGGGCUCAAUCAGUUAAGGCUGACAUGGAUUAUCCAGAUUUUACCCUAUAACAGCUUACAUGUGCAUGAUUAUUGUCAUGCUGGUUUGCCCAUGUCUGAAAUUUUCCUUGGGGCUACUCAAAAAAAAAAAAAAAAGAAUUCCUUGGGGCUGAACUGCUCCCACUUAUAUAUAUCACUGUCUUUCUUCUCUUCACAUUUUUGAAAGAAAAUUUUAUAAUUCCAUACAUGGUUUUUUACCUUGGCGUUCUUGACUAAUAUCGCUUGUGUUUCUUUAUGUUUCUGUUCUGUAUUAAGUUUUGGUGGUUCCAGUGUCUGGCAAGGCGGCCGCUUCAUGUGCAAUCAGCUCUGCGAUUAGAGUAAAUGACUGGCGGAUGUACUUGUUUUGUUAAUAUCAACGGAAGUUUUGAUGCAUGCUUCACUUUUGGUUUUCUUUUGUUAAAAUGUGGUCUCUCACAACCUUCACUUUUGGAAGACAAUAAAUCGAGUCCCUUUACUUUUUCUCA
Messenger RNA from Nelumbo nucifera (sacred lotus), 4305 nucleotides. Its product is annotated as polyadenylation and cleavage factor homolog 4-like. Gene Ontology annotation, cellular component: cytoplasm; mRNA cleavage factor complex. Gene Ontology annotation, biological process: mRNA 3'-end processing; termination of RNA polymerase II transcription. Lineage: Eukaryota; Viridiplantae; Streptophyta; Magnoliopsida; Proteales; Nelumbonaceae. The record is from RefSeq and is a predicted model, not a curated record. Gene Ontology annotation, molecular function: RNA polymerase II complex binding; mRNA binding.